AUUUUAAAUAAACUGCACAAUCUAAAUCCAUAUGGUGGGUUACACAAAUCUGUAAUAUGGAAAAAUUCUUACUUUUCUCGCGCGUAUUUUGAUGCUCAUUGAACUACUAUACGGAUUUUUUUGGCACCGUUUAUGUCAUAUUUUGUAUUUAUAGCGAUAACACGUAUCGCGAAAGGAUAGUUUAGUUAACGCAUACUUGUGUGAAUCUAAGUUAAUAUUAUAUUCUGAAUUUUGUGGAGAUGGGUCUGCCUUGUGAUUGGCAGAUCAAGAAACAAAAACUUUUAGAACGUAGUCAAUAUUUAUUAGAAACAGGACAAUGGUCCGACUGCAAAUUUAUAGUUGGGCAAGAACCCCAUCAACAAACACUAAAAGGGCAUAAAUUAUUUUUGGCCAUGUCUAGUCCUGUCUUUGAAGCUAUGUUUUUUGGGGGUAUGGCAGAAAAAAAUGAUCUGAUACCUAUCCGAGAUGUUCAACCAGAAGCUUUUAAAGCUCUCUUGGAAUACAUAUAUACAGAUAGAGUUGAUUUAAAUUCUUUUGAACUAGCUUGUGAAUUAUGUUAUUGUGCCAAAAAAUAUAUGCUUCCUUCUCUGGUAGAAGCAUGUACAAAAUAUUUAUGGUCUGAUGUAUCUCCAAAAAAGGCUUGCAGAGCAUAUGAAUUUGCUAAAUUAUUUGAAGAACCUGUACUGAUGGACAAGUGUCUUCAUAUCAUUUGCACCAAAACAAAUGAAGUUUUAAAAGAACCUAAUUGGGAAGAAAUUGAGUUUGGAACAUUAUUGACAGUUCUAGAGCAAGAAAAUUUACAAAUAAAUUCUGAAAUGGAACUAUUUAAUGCAGUGGAACGUUGGGCCAAAGCUGAGUGCACAAGAAAAUCUCUUGAUUCUAAUGAUGGAAAAUCUUUAAAGUCAGUAAUUGGAAAUGCAUUAUCAAAAAUUAGAUUUUUAAGCUUAAACCCUCAGGAAUUUGCAGAAGGGACAGGAAUGUCGCCAUUACUUACUCAAGAUGAAACUUUUGCUAUCCUUAUGAAUAUAUUAUGUACUGGGAAUACAACACCAAUGCCUGAAGGAUUUUCAACUAAUUUACAAGGCAGAGCUAAUCUACAUUUAGAUAUUUUCGGUGUAAGUUGUGUAAAUACUAAAUAUAGAAGUGCUAGACCUCGUUCUAAUUGUUCAUACAUACAAUAUGUUGGAUCUAGCAAUACAUUACGAAAUACACCUCCAAUAAUAAUUGAAAAUGGAGUCAGAAAGGAUGCUGAAAAUUUGUCAGUAAAUAAUUCAUCUCCUGUUAUAGUUGAAGGAGGUGUACGAGAUGGACCAAAAUAUUAUUGUCAAAGAGUUGUACUUCAUCCAUCACACUGUGUUAAUACAAAUGUAUUAGACUGUUCUGUGACUUUUAGUGUAGAUAAAAAUAUUUGUGUAUUGGGUGUACAAAUACCUACACAAAUUCUUCGUCCAGCUCGCGAUGAUUUAAUUUCAUAUAAUGAAAUUUUGUAUGCUCAUCUUCUUGAUUCUGAUAAUACUCGAUUAACUUAUACACACUUUACAACAAAAGCAGAUUUUAAUUCUCUCGUGGAAAUUACGUUUAAUCGACCUGUUUAUAUUCAGAGAAAUAAGGUGUAUCGAGUUGGGGUGGUUUUUAAUAAACUUGGUUGGUAUCCAAUGGGAGUCUGUACCGAAAACGUGCUCUGUAAUUCUGUAUUCUUCACGUUCGGUGUCGGUAACAGUUCGGAUGAUGUACGAAAUGGUCUUAUUCGAUCUAUAGUUUUUACGUAUCAAGGUGUUACUAUGUAA
Molecule: messenger RNA, 1787 nt
Organism: Habropoda laboriosa
Lineage: Eukaryota; Metazoa; Arthropoda; Insecta; Hymenoptera; Apidae
Product: BTB/POZ domain-containing protein 6-like
Exons: 5
Coding region: 240-1787 (515 amino acids)
Biological process (GO): neurogenesis
Cellular component (GO): P-body; cytosol
Molecular function (GO): protein binding
Source: RefSeq, a predicted model, not a curated record